AUGUCGUUCCUCAAGAAGCCGUUUCGCAAGAUUAAAGAUCUGACCAGCAAAGAUACGGAUGAAGAUUCGGUUCCAGGAAAAGCAGAGGGUACGAGUGGUACUUCGACCCCUCAAUCCGGCCUAGAAAAUGGCCUCGCAAAUGGCAACGGCAAUGUGGUGGCCCCUCUGAAUGGGAAUUCCGUUUCAGGACACCCAAGUUCAGAGGUGGUUCGCGCAGAUAAGCAGAGGAAAAGUUUGGAUCGAGCGCGAGUAAAGGCCGAAAACAAAAAGCGGGAGUCGAUGGCACGGAUAGAUGACGAGAAGUUCUUGGAGGAGGGGCCUCCAGAGUUAACAAAGCUAUACCGACCAUAUAGCAUGAAUAUGAGCAAAAGAUGGAACCACGAAAAUCGGGUUUUAUUCAAGGAGAUGAACUUCGCACAAGCAGAAGGGAAGGUUAUCUCGUUCAGAGCGCGUAUCCAUACGCUUCGCAGAAUGAGUGCCAAGCUUGUGUUUAUAGUGUUCCGCCAGCAAACCAUGACAAUUCAGGGAGUUUUGCAGAGUUUUAGACCUGUGGAUGAACUUGAAGCUGAAGGCAACGGAGCGAUUUCUGAAAACAUGGUCCGAAGUAUUGAGCACUACCCAAGCGAGACGAUAGUCAUUGUACAUGGAAAGCUCCGAAAAGCCAUGAAGCGAGUUAAAAACGCCACCAUUCACGAUUAUGAGCUCGACGUCCUCGAGGUACACAAAGUUGGAGAUUUGUCAGAACACGUUCCUUUUACCGUUUACGAUGCGGAAAACAUCAAUCGAGACAAGGAGGACGCAGACGAUGAUGUAGAGGACGAUGCAGGCGAGGAUCAAACUCCUCGAAGCGCAUCACCACAUGAGCGCGAUUCUACGGAUGUCGCGCGAAGAUCAAUUGAUGGCGUGCGUAGAUCUGUAGAUAAAUUGUCAGACAAGCUCAAUAAUGCUAGUAGUCGCAGCACUAUGGACGUUUUCAGACAAAACCGAUCACUUCCACAAAGAGUUCGAUUAAACAAUCGUAUUGUUGAUCUUCGUACAGGACCAGCACAAUCUAUUUUCCGUAUUCAAUCUGGCAUUUGCAAUCUUUUCCGUUCUUAUCUUGAUACCCAAGGAUUCAUCGAAAUCCACACCCCAAAAUUGCAGGGUGGUGCGACUGAAUCCGGAGCAACUGUUUUUGAAUUAAAUUAUUUCGGACGACCAGCCUUCCUGGCACAAUCGCCACAAUUGGCCAAACAAAUGGCCAUCGCCGCUGAUUUCGAACGAGUUUACGAAAUUGGUCCUGUUUUCCGUGCUGAGGACAGCAACACACCACGUCAUUUGACUGAAUAUACCGGUCUCGAUCUCGAGAUGGCUUUGGAAGAACAUUAUCACGAGGCUCUCGAUAUCAUCGACGGAAUGUUCAAGAACUUGUGGCAAGGAAUUUACGACCGAUACUCGAGCGAAAUUGAGCUCAUUUCACAUUUCUAUGCCCACGACAAGGUCAAGUGGCUGGAUGUUACUCCAAGAAUCGCAUUCAAGGAUGGUAUUCAGAUGCUCCUGGACAGUGGAUGGGUUGAGGAAGAUGGUAGCCGUCCAUCUGUGCUCGAAGAUAUGUCAACCCGAGCAGAAAUCAGAUUAGGUGCUCUAGUGAGAGAGAAGUACGACACUGAUUACUAUAUUCUCGAUAAGUUCCCUGCUUCGGCUCGACCUUUCUAUACCAUGCCAGAUCCAUCAGAUGACCGCUACACCAAUUCCUUCGAUAUUUUCAUGCGAGGGCAAGAGAUUUUGAGUGGUGGUCAACGUAUCCACGACGCAAAAUUCCUCGAAAAGAAGAUUAAGAAGGCAGGCAUCAAACCAGAUACAAUGUCUGAAUAUCUGGAAGGUUUCAGAUGGGGAGCACCACCACAUGCCGGUUGUGGUAUUGGGUUGGAACGUCUUACCUACCUCUUCCUCAAUCUCGGAAACAUCAGAUUAGCUUCACUCUUCCCCCGUGAUCCAAAGUCAUUACCUGCCAAACCUCCAGUUAUGGCUCUUCGCCAUGACGAUGCUAGCACCGUCAACCCACCAUGGGAGCAAUUCGAUACCGAUGACGGAACUGCAAGUCCAGCUCACGACACUCGCCUUCAACCCGUCGAAAAGCUCAUUGCAAACUACGGUGAUGCAGCCAAUACUUCUUGGUUAGACAAACGUUAUCAAAUUUAUCGUCAUCCUUCGACCGGUGCUGCUCAAGGUUAUAUUGUACACAACAACUUUGCCAUUGCAGUCGGCGAUCCACUCUGCGCCAAAUCCCAAUACCCACAAGUCAUUUCCGCUUUCAUCCAAUUCAUCAAAGAGAAAGACCACCAUAAACACCUCGGCAUCAAAGGAGAACUCAAACCAAUCUGGAUGAUUGCCGGAAAAGAAGUCGAAGAAUAUGUGGGCGAGAAAUUCCAAUGGAGAACUCUAGCUUGUAUCGCCGAAGAGCGCGCCAAUCCCAAAGACAACCCCGCCCUCAAAGACAAGGAUCUGGCUCGUAAAGUUCGUCACGCCGAAGCAGAAGGUGUCAAAAACAUCGAAAUCCCAUCCAAUGAACCCGUCCCGGAAGACAUCAAAUCCCGCGUCGAUCUCGGCGUCCAAAACUGGCAAAAGGGUCGCAAAGGAACACAAGUCCAUCUCACUGAGAUCAGACCAUGGGUGGAUGAAGCCCAUCGCCGCUACUUCUACGCCCUCGGCUCCGAUAACGAAAUCAAAGCCAUCGUCGUCCUCCACCAACUCUCACCGCAAAACGGAUACCAAGUUAAAUUUUCCCUCGAAUUCCCCGGCGCCCCGUCUGGCACCAUCGAGUCUCUCAUCCUCUACUCUCUCCGUAGCAUUGCUGCAGCCGAUCCGGACACGCGACAGGUCACCUUUGGAACGGGCGCGAUGCCGAGUCUGGAGGGUGGACGCAAUCUGGGCAAACAUAAGGUCAAGGCGCUCCGCAGGGCGUACGAGACGAUCAAUAAACAGUUCAAGUUGACUAAUAAGAGUGAGUUUCGUGAGAAGAUGGGGUGUUGGAAUGAGCCUGUUUUCGUGUGUUAUCCCCGUGGUGGCCUGGGUGCUGGGGGCAUCAGGGCCAUCAUGGGAUUCUUGGAGGAGGAGGGGUAG
Messenger RNA from Glarea lozoyensis ATCC 20868, 3102 nucleotides. Its product is annotated as Class II aaRS and biotin synthetase. Gene Ontology annotation, molecular function: ATP binding; aspartate-tRNA ligase activity; RNA binding. The coding region runs from base 1 to 3102 and encodes 1033 amino acids. The transcript is spliced from 4 exons. Gene Ontology annotation, biological process: aspartyl-tRNA aminoacylation. Gene Ontology annotation, cellular component: aminoacyl-tRNA synthetase multienzyme complex; cytoplasm; cytosol. The record is from RefSeq and is a predicted model, not a curated record. Lineage: Eukaryota; Fungi; Ascomycota; Leotiomycetes; Helotiales; Helotiaceae.